Coffea arabica (coffee) is the source of this 729-nucleotide messenger RNA. NCBI's taxonomy places the organism in Eukaryota, Viridiplantae, Streptophyta, Magnoliopsida, Gentianales, Rubiaceae. The record is from RefSeq and is a predicted model, not a curated record.
AUGGUGAGGAUUAGAGGAGGGUCUGUGAGUGCCGGACGCAUCUUUAGCCUUAGAGAUGAAGAGGAUGAAGAUGUUCAAGUUGUCAAACCUUCCAUCAAGUCACCCAAAAAGAGAACUGGAAAUCGUGGUGGAAAAACGAAGCAGUCUGCAAAAAAAAUGCAGACUGUUCAAACCACAGAACCAUCUGUUGAAUCAACUGAUGAGCAGAUGGAGGAACAACAAUCUGAAGAGCAUCCAGUCAGUGGGGAACAGCAGGAUGCAGAAAAAAAUGUUGAGGAACAGCAAACUGCUGAACCAUCUACCAGGAAGUCACCAAGGACGAGAUCUGGUGUCCAGAGUACUGUGCCAACUACUCAUUGCACUGGAAAAAGAAAGCGUCCUGCAAAUGAGCAACCUGAGGCUCAAACUGCAGAGGAAACCACUCCCUUGCCCAAGUUCAUUGUUGAUGAUGCCAGGGAGAGAUGGCCUGAUGAUGACCAUGACAUCCGAUCAACAAACACCUUCAUUGCUAAAAGGAAUCUGCUUAUGCCUCCAAUUCCUCAAGAAAAUAAAAAUGCAUACCAAAAGGAGCUCAGAACUGAGCCCACUACUGAAACUACCAGAGCACCGUGCUCCAGUUCUCAGUCACAGAAUAAAGGAAAAGCUCUAGCAACUGAAGCAGAGACUGAAGAGGAUAAUGAUGAUGAUGAUGAGGACACUGAAGAGGAAGAAGAUCCUUCUUUCGCCUAA